AUGUGGGAGGUGGUGGGUGGCGGCGAGAAGGGAGGCCUGGUGGUACGUGAAGGGCAGAGCCUCUCAUCCACGCAGCUGGAAGAGCGACUGCCAACUGGAGCGUUGGUGCGAGAAGUGAAGUUGGAGAGUGAACGCUUGUGCUAUGAGUUGAUCUCACGCACUGGGCCUGCCACCGGAUGGGUGAGUCUGAGCUUGAAGGGCCGCCCAUUGCUGGUGAAUUACAAGGAUUGGCCACCUCAACUGCAGCAGGUCUAUCGACACUCCAAAGAGCUCCUGCCCUCACUGCCCUGGCCGCAGCUGGCGUGCCAGCGGCUCGUAGCCUGGAGCGACCUGCACAUCGACAUGGGAGAAAAUAUGAGGCAUUUGGAAGGCAUGGCGGGAGAUCAGGAGGCUGCGCUGAUCGUUGCUGGAGACGUUUGCACCAAUUUGGACAUCUUGGAGAAGGCCUUGAAGCUCUGCCAGGCACGCUUCAAGGUGGUGUUCUAUGUGCCUGGGAACCACGAGCUUUGGGUGGUGAAGGAAGCAGCUGGCUCCAGCCGACCGCAACAGACUUCCCUGCAAAAGUUCAACGAGAUCUUAGCCCUUUGCGCCAGGUUGGGAGUCUUCACCCACCCGGCCUUCAUUGCUCCUGGCGUGGCAGUGUGUCCCUUGUUCUCCUGGUAUCGCGGAGACUUCUCUGGCAGCUUUGUGCAUCACAAGGGCUUCGACACGUCCACCUAUUGGCCCGAGAUGGAGUCCGAGGAUGCGCAUGACCCGCAGGUGCCGUGGAUUGCGGAGUUCUUUCUCCGUUUGAAUCAAACACGGGUCGCACAGGCCUCCGUCCUGCAGGAGACAGGCAAGCUCCAGACCUUGUGGACCUUCUCACACCACUUUCUGCCCCGGAAAGAGCUCAACCUCUCCGGCGCUCACCACGUGAUGAUGCCUGGCACCUGUGGCGAUGUGCAGCUGGAACGACAGAUCCGCACAGCACAUGCCAUUGGUCAUGUCUAUGGCCAUUCGCAUGUGGGACAGGAUCGCGUUUAUGAGGGGAUCCGCUACUUACAGCAGCCCAUGGGCUAUCCCAGUGAUGGGCAUCGAGAAGAGCGACCUUUACAGAUUUGGGCAGAAACCGACGAGGUCCCGCGCUGCCUCAGCUCCUCGGGAUCUCAGCUCGUCGCGCCUCCCGUGCUGCACCUGGAUGCGGACCGCGUGCGCGGCGCGCUGUGGGGCGCGCUCAUUGGAGAUGCUCUCAGUAUGCCAGUCUGUUGGUACUACGGGGGUCCCUUGCAGAUCAAGAGAGACUAUGGGGGUCCUUUGACUGGCUAUGUGAAGCCGAAACAGAACUUGCCCGGCAGUUUCAUGAAGGACGAGGUGAUUCCAGAGAAGAUCGACCAUGGACGCUCCAAGUUCUGGACGGUGGAGGAGAAGAAUCCCAAAAUGGGAUUUCAUUACCACUACGGCUUGGACGCGGGCGAGCACACUUUGGAGGGCUACAUCUUCCGCUUGUACCUGGCAGCCGUCGUUGGGGCCAAGGGAGUGGUUCAGGAGGCCGCCGGAACGCUGCAGGAGGACUACAUGGCUUUCAUGGAAGCGCGUGGUCCUCAGCACCGUGCUCCCUGGCUCUGUCUCUACCACCGGCUCUUCUUCCGUCGCCUGGACGACGGUUGGCCGCCCACGCGCUGCGCACAGAGCCGCGACCCGAAGGAGCUGGCCGAGACGCUGGACGCGCUCAGCGGCGCCGUGCCGGCGGUGCUGGCGGCGACGAAGCUGGAGGAGGCCGAGGCGGAGAAACAGGUCGCCAAAUGCAUCCAGUGCAUCAGGAGCUAUACCCCUGAAAUCGCGAAAUAUGUGAAGCUUUUAUCUCUGGCCUUUCGUCUUCUCCUCCAACCAGACGGAACAGACGGUCGUCCGCCUCCACGACUGGACGCCGUGGCGGAACGGCUCAACGUGGAACUGCGCGGGGCGCGGGGCGGUGCUACACGCUUGGCCGAGCUGCUGGUGGGUCGUAAAGAUCCCAUGACCUCCACGAGCUUGGAGGAAGGUUUUCCCAGCAUCUUGCACUAUAUGUUCCGCUACCACGACUCCUUCCCAGCUCUCCUCCUCGCCCAAGCCAAUGCGGGCGGUGAGUGUGUGCACCGGGGCACGCUGCUGGGAGCCCUGGCCGGCGCCGCGCAUGGCAUGAAGGGUAUUCCAGCGGAGUGGCUUUCGGGCUUGGUGGAGCGGCAGAAGAUCAAAGAAGAGAUCGAAGCAUACGUAGCAGCUCUUUGCCAUUGA
This is a messenger RNA of Durusdinium trenchii, 2253 nucleotides long. The record is from the annotation of a GenBank genome assembly. NCBI's taxonomy places the organism in Eukaryota, Dinophyceae, Suessiales, Symbiodiniaceae.